CAACCUCGUGGAAAAAACUGCGUCAGAAUGCGGUCCAAGUGGUCAAAAGCUCACGGGAUCCUUUUAAGAAAGUGGUCUAUUCCGUCCUCGGUGUGAGCAGUCUGAAUGAGAGUCAUUCGGAGUUGGCACGCAAUAUCGACGAUUUCCUGUGGAUCAAAUUGUCACAAGUCGCAUCACAGGGGUCCAGUACAGUGGACAGUCGUCGAUUGGACGAAACUUUCAACCUCGGUCAGCUGCAGACUUUGUUGUACGAGACCUACGGUAGGUGUCUCCAAUUUAGCAUAGCAGUAAUAUUUGCGUAUUAUUCAGUGCAUAAGAUAAUAUUUAUCGUUUGUACUUGA
Molecule: messenger RNA, 341 nt
Organism: Echinostoma caproni
Lineage: Eukaryota; Metazoa; Platyhelminthes; Trematoda; Plagiorchiida; Echinostomatidae
Source: the annotation of a GenBank genome assembly